UUUGAAAGAAAGACUCAAGAGUUGACAAAUUAGGUAGUUUUUCUUUCUUUCAUCUUCUUUCUCUUUGUAAUUAUUUAAGAGAGAGAGAGAGAGAGUUGAAUUACAAGAGGUUCAGAUGGGUUGCCUUGGAUCCAGGGAACUCAAAUGAAAAUAAAAUAAAGAUGGUUUCUUUAAUAGGGUUUUUUCCCUGUGAUUUUUUGGGACUGUAGCUUUCUUUGGCUUCUUUCUCAUGAUCCCUUUUCUUCUUCUAUCUUUCUUUCUUGUGUUUGGAGAUAAGAUAAUAAAGAAGAAGAGUGUAGAGAAGAAGAAAUUGACAGCAAAGCUUAAAAGGGUAUCUCUAUUUUUAUCUAUUUUAAGCUAAAGUUUCACAAAAAUGGAAGUUGGGAUCCAUUGUUGUUGACUUUAGAUCUCAAUACCCUUUUCAUUUUCAUACCCUUUAAGCUCAUAAAGUUCAGAACUUUAAGUCUUAAUUGAGUUGAUUAUUAUUAUUUAUUGUUAUUAUUAGGCAAAUGGAAAAUGGUACCAUUAUUAUUCACAUUCCAAUAUCAUCAUUGUUAGAAAAAGGAGUAGAGUGUUGUUGUUGUGAUAGUUUAGUUGAAAAAAAAUGACAAGUUGUGUAGCUUUUUUGGAGGGUUUUUGGGGUAACUUUUUGUACUUGAAAGAUAAGAUUUUUGAUGGAGGAGAUGUCUCCUGCGGUUGCAGUGCCAUUUAGAGUAGGCAAUUCAGUCUGUGAUAACUCAACCAUAGUUGCUACUACUACUACUACUAAUCAUAACAUGGAUGUCACAAGACUUAAGCUAAUGACAGAUACUACUGAUUUGCUAUCUGAUUCUGUUGUUGUUGUGCCUAAUAAGGCGAUAGUAGAACCGAGUAGUAGUAGUUGCCCCGAAGAGGAGGAGGAGGAGGAUUGUGAUUGUGAUUGUAGUAGUAGUAGUGUUAUUAAUGGUUUAGAUAUGAUAUCUCAAAACAAAAGUAAUUGUGUUUCUUCUGUUGAUGAUUCUCGUGAAAGUGAGGAAGAAGAUUGUUUAUCGGUUGAGGGUGAUCAAGUUCUUGAUGGUUCGGGCUCUGUGGCUAGUGAGUGUAGUAGUUUAGAGGAUUUUUUCGGUUUUGAGGCUAUUACUGAUGUGGGAGCAACAACAACAACAUUAAGUUCUGUUGAUAUUGAGAAGAGUCUUUAUAGUGUUGAUGUUGUUGCUAAGAUCACAAGUUUAGGGGAGUCAAAUGUUGUUGGUGAUACUGUCUCGGUUAGGAUUGAAGAAAUCGGUUGUGGUGGUGGUGAUGGUUCUUGCUCGAAACCAUUGUCUGUGGAGAAAGGGGGAGUGGUGGUUCGUAGUGUUUAUGAGGUGGAUUAUGUUCCUCUUUGGGGAUAUACUUCGGUUUGUGGUAGAAGACCUGAGAUGGAAGAUGCAGUUGCUUCUGUACCUCAUCUUUUAAAAAUUCCAAUCCAAAUGUUGAUUGGUGAUCGAGUAAUCGAUGACAUGAUGAACAAGUAUUUGUCUCAUCAAACUGCUCAUUUCUUUGGUGUAUACGACGGUCAUGGAGGUUCUCAGGUUGCAAACUAUUGUCGCGAACGCCUCCAUUUAGCAAUGAUGGAGGAGAUAGAGUACAUUAAAGAAGGCCUAAUUCAUGGUAGAAUUAAGGAUAGUUGUGAAGAGCAAUGGAGAAAGGCAUUCAUGAAUUGUUUUCUUAAGAUUGAUGCUGAAGUUGGAGGACAAGCUAGUCUUGAUCCCAUUGCCCCAGAAACCGUUGGUUCUACUGCGGUUGUUGCUGUUAUUUGCUCGUCUCAUAUCAUAGUAGCAAACUGUGGAGAUUCUAGAGCGGUUCUUUGUCGUGGGAAAGAAGCUAUUGCUCUCUCAGCUGAUCAUAAACCAAACAGGGAAGAUGAAUAUGCUAGGAUUGAAGCAUCUGGAGGCAAAGUCAUACAAUGGAAUGGACACCGUGUGUUUGGCGUUUUGGCUAUGUCGAGAUCAAUUGGUGAUAGAUACUUAAAACCAUGGAUCAUUCCCGAACCAGAAGUGACAUUCCUUCCCCGAGCAAAAGAAGACGAUUGCCUAAUUCUAGCAAGCGACGGUCUAUGGGAUGUCAUGACGAACGAAGAAGUAUGUGAAUUGGCUAGGAAACGAAUACUUAUAUGGCACAAAAAGAACGGCGGUACACUUCCUUUGGAGAGGAGAGGCGAGGACAUCGAUCCUGCAGCACAAGCAGCUGCAGAGUAUCUUUCGAAUCGAGCCCUUCAGAAAGGAAGCAAAGACAACAUCAGUGUCAUUGUGGUUGAUUUGAAAUCUCAAAGAAAGUUUAAGACCAAAACAUGAUCAUAUGAUGAUGCUAAACACUUCAUAUAAUUAAUAUAUAUAGAAAUAUAUAUAUAUAUAUAUAAAUAUAGUUCUUUUGCCCACUUGGUUUAAUGUACUUAUUAUUAUAUAGAACACAUUAUUGUAGAGUUUUUAUUGUGUUUUUAGAUGGUUUGGUUGGUUGGUUGGUUAGGGAAGGGAAUAUAGGAUUGAAUCAUUAUUCAUUGUUGCAUUGCAUUUGACAAGAGGGGCAAUAUUGUAAUUUGCAUUAUUAUUAUUAUUCAUUAUGCCUCCGAGUUAAAAAAAAAUUGCUCUGUGGGGUAUUUUUUUUUA
Messenger RNA from Cannabis sativa, 2624 nucleotides. Its product is annotated as protein phosphatase 2C 77. The record is from RefSeq and is a predicted model, not a curated record. Lineage: Eukaryota; Viridiplantae; Streptophyta; Magnoliopsida; Rosales; Cannabaceae. Gene Ontology annotation, biological process: protein dephosphorylation. The transcript is spliced from 5 exons. Gene Ontology annotation, molecular function: protein serine/threonine phosphatase activity; cation binding. Bases 675 to 2312 code for a protein of 545 amino acids.